AUGGCGGUCCCACGUGCGCGCAUCGUCGACCUCAUGAGGGUCCAAUGCAAGGUCUUCAACACCGUCUUCAACCCGGAGGGCCACCGUCUGGGCACCAAGGUCUUGCGCGAGCGCCUUAAGGGCCCCUCAGUCGCGGCGUACUACCCGCGCCGCAUCGGCACGUUCAACGACCUCGUGAAGCUGUAUCCGGAGUGGGAGGGUUUGGACACGUACGAGUGGGACAGGCAGGAGAAGGUCGCUGCGCUCAAGGCCCGUGGAAAGGGCGCGCCGAAAAAGAAGAGGGGUCCACCAGAACUCAAGGGAAAGAGGAAGAAAUAG
Molecule: messenger RNA, 318 nt
Organism: Diplodia corticola
Lineage: Eukaryota; Fungi; Ascomycota; Dothideomycetes; Botryosphaeriales; Botryosphaeriaceae
Product: mitochondrial 37s ribosomal protein rsm27
Exons: 4
Coding region: 1-318 (105 amino acids)
Cellular component (GO): mitochondrion
Source: RefSeq, a predicted model, not a curated record